UUGAGGAACUGAGUCUGGAGUAGUCAUGGCUUCCGAGAAGGUGGUGGUAGAAGAAGUCCCCAACUGGCUCCGCGUCUACGAUGACGGCUCCGUCGAUCGAACAUGGACUGGGCCUACCCAAGCCAAGUUCUUGGUCACUCCCGUCCCCCCAUCAGAGACGUUCAUCGACGGGGUGGCCACUCGCGAUGUGGUCAUCAAUCCCCAUUCAGACCUCUCUGUCCGAAUCUAUGUACCUGAAGAGAAAUGUAACGAUGGUGUACGGCUUCCUGUGCUCCUUCACUUCCAUGGCGGCGGCUUCUGUGUGACUCAAGCCGAUUGGUACAUAUACCACCAGUUCUACACCAAGCUCAUUGCAUCAGCUCCAGCCAUUUGUGUCUCGGUCAACUUGCGUCUAGCUCCCGGGCACCGACUCCCCGCUGCGAUUGACGAUGGUUAUGCAGCCCUGUCGUGGCUCCGGUCCUUGGCUAGAGCUGAGCUGUCGGAGCCAUGGCUUGGAACCCGAGCCGACUUCUCGCGGGUCUUCCUCAUGGGCGACUCGUCUGGCGGGAACGUCGUGCAUGGAGUGGCGGCACGUGCAGGUAAGGAAGAUUUGGAACUGCUGCGGCUAGCCGGAGGAGUGCCGGUGCACCCCGGCUUCGUCCGUGCUGAGAGGAGCCGGUCCGAGCUGGAGUUCCCUGGCUCGGCGUUCCUUACACUGGAGAUGAUUGACAAGUUCUUAGCUUUGGCAUUGCCAGUUGGCAGCAAUAAGGACCAUCCGAUCACAUGCCCGAUGGGGCCCAUGGCCCCACCCAUUGGAGGGCUACGGUUGCCACCGUUCUUGGUGGCGGUGGCGGAGAGAGAUCUCAUGCGCGACACACAGCUGGAAUACGUUGCGGAGAUGAAGAGGAGUGGUAAGGACGUAAAUUUGGUUUUUAGCCCGGGCAUGGACCAUUGCUUCCACCUCAACAAGAUUGCAAUCGACUCGGAUCCGAAUAUGGCCAUCCAAACGGAUAUGCUGAUAACCGCCGUUUCGGAAUUCAUUCGGAUGCACUGAGCGUGUGCACUGCACGAGUGCAAGAUAGAUGGAGCUACAAGUAUAUGAUAAUAGGAAUUAAUCACCUGCAUGCUGCCGGUUGCAUUCUAACUUUUCAUGCAGCACUAUAUUUCCCGCCAAAUUUGCCACUUUUUCAGUGCAUCCGAGCCAUUCGAACAGGUGAGCCCCACCAUAAGACCAUCUGGUGGAAAAAUCAGGCUCACCACACCAUUGAUAUAAAUGGAUCGUCGAUGAUCUGACUGGUUUGACCCACUAAAGAGUAUAUAAACGGCCUAAUAUUUUUUCGAAAUAUGAUCUACAUGUGAGGCCCACGUAAUGAAAGGUUCAGAUUUCCUACAAGUGGGACACAUUGGUAGUGAAAAAAUGGGUUGGGUUGCAUGCUAAGUUAUGAUACAGCCGACUGUAGGUGAUUGAUUCUACGCGUUAGAAGUCGUUCGCUAAGCAUUCUCCACACGCAUGCACCUUUCAUGGCCACACGUUCUGACAGGCACGUGCAUUAGAUAUCCAAGUCUUCGAUCAUGUGGGGCCCAUCGUAAAGAUGAGCUGUAGUUGAAAUUAGGUUGGUCGGCUUAUCGAGUCGGUCAUGGCUCUAGGUUGAAUAUGGAUUGUAGUAAAAAUUUCGA
Messenger RNA from Magnolia sinica, 1656 nucleotides. RefSeq names its product probable carboxylesterase 15. Gene Ontology annotation, molecular function: hydrolase activity. The transcript has a single exon. Bases 26 to 1033 code for a protein of 335 amino acids. The record is from RefSeq and is a predicted model, not a curated record. NCBI's taxonomy places the organism in Eukaryota, Viridiplantae, Streptophyta, Magnoliopsida, Magnoliales, Magnoliaceae.